ACCGACCACGGAGUUCGAAUUUCAUCGUUCCGUGAAAGAGAGAAAGGGAAGUGUGGGUGGAGAUUCGAGUUCCCUCAAUAAGGAGAAAUAAUAAUAAGGCCAAAGGAGAUCUUCGGUCUUGUUAAAUCGGGGAGUUUUCUUGUUAACAAUCGAAACGAAUCUCAGGUUGGAGUUGAAGUCCUUUGGGAGAGAUCUGAUUCUCUCCUGAUUUCGUUUUCCAUGGCGAUUCGGUGGUCGAAGCUGUGUAUUGUAUUGUUCGCACUUUCUUACGCCAUUUGUGUCCUUUCCGGGAAGAGCUACUACGAUGUGUUGCAAGUACCGAAAGGUGCGUCUGACGAACAGAUCAAGAGAGCUUACAGGAAACUCGCUUUGAAGUAUCAUCCCGAUAAGAAUCAAGGAAACGAGGAAGCAAAUCGCAAAUUCGCCGAGAUCAAUAACGCUUAUGAAGUGCUCUCGGAUGAGGAGAAGAGGGAGAUAUAUAACAAGUAUGGGGAAGAAGGGCUAAAACAGUUUGCUGCAAAUGGAGGACGAGGAGGAGGAGGAGGGGGCAUGAAUAUGCAGGAUAUAUUUAGCCAGUUUUUUGGUGGAGGUUCGAUGGAGGAAGAAGAGAAGGUUGUCAAGGGUGAUGACGUGAUUGUGGAACUUGAGGCGACUCUGGAAGAUCUAUACAUGGGAGGCUCUGUGAAGGUAUGGAGGGAGAAGAAUGUCAUAAAACCAGCUCCUGGAAAGAGAAAGUGCAACUGCAGGAAUGAGGUUUAUCACAGACAAAUCGGUCCUGGAAUGUUCCAACAGAUGACAGAGCAGGUCUGUGACCAAUGCCCCAAUGUCAAGUACGAACGGGAGGGAUACUUUGUCACGGUUGAUAUCGAGAAAGGAAUGAAAGACGGAGAAGAAGUGUCUUUUUAUGAAGAUGGUGAACCCAUUCUCGACGGCGAACCUGGUGACCUUAAGUUCCGGAUAAAAACUGCACCACAUGCCCGCUUCCGGAGAGAUGGCAACGAUCUACACAUGACCGUCAACAUUACACUGGUUGAGGCGCUAGUUGGAUUUGAGAAAUCAUUCAAACACUUGGAUGAUCACGAAGUUGACAUCAGUUCUAAGGGAAUUACAAAGCCUAAAGAAGUGAAGAAGUUCAAAGGAGAAGGGAUGCCACUUCAUUACAGCACAAAGAAAGGCAACCUCUUUGUCACUUUUGAGGUUUUGUUUCCUUCUUCUCUUACUGAGGAUCAGAAGAAGAAGAUUAAAGAAGUCUUCGCUUAGUACUCCUCUCUCUUUUUCUCUCUCUGUCGCUCUCUCUCUAGAAGUUUGGGGUUUCAAAAAGAACUUGUGAUGGUCCUAAUGUAACAUGACUAGGUUCUUAAUAUAGAAAAAAAAAAGGAGAGACAAAGAGGAAGAUGAGAAAAGCCACGAGUUGGUUUUGAUCAAAUUGUCUUUUUUUUUUGUUUAGUUUCUUUUUGCUUUUGUUAAUCAAAUUAGUGCAUAUUUAUGAAUCGUCUAGGUUUUGGAUUA
This is a messenger RNA of Eutrema salsugineum, 1509 nucleotides long. RefSeq names its product dnaJ protein ERDJ3B. The record is from RefSeq and is a predicted model, not a curated record. Gene Ontology annotation, cellular component: cytoplasm. The coding region runs from base 220 to 1260 and encodes 346 amino acids. Lineage: Eukaryota; Viridiplantae; Streptophyta; Magnoliopsida; Brassicales; Brassicaceae. Gene Ontology annotation, molecular function: Hsp70 protein binding. Gene Ontology annotation, biological process: protein refolding. The transcript has 10 exons.